This is a messenger RNA of Scomber scombrus (Atlantic mackerel), 1924 nucleotides long. It is a transcript of the gene tafazzin, whose product is annotated as tafazzin, phospholipid-lysophospholipid transacylase. The record is from RefSeq and is a predicted model, not a curated record. Gene Ontology annotation, molecular function: 1-acylglycerophosphocholine O-acyltransferase activity. NCBI's taxonomy places the organism in Eukaryota, Metazoa, Chordata, Actinopteri, Scombriformes, Scombridae. Bases 145 to 933 code for a protein of 262 amino acids. Gene Ontology annotation, cellular component: mitochondrial membrane. The transcript has 11 exons. Gene Ontology annotation, biological process: cardiolipin acyl-chain remodeling; inner mitochondrial membrane organization.
CGUGAAGCCACGCCCACUUUGUUUCAUCUGAGUUUAUCGCGUUAAAACGUGCACGCGCUUACAAACUACAACUCCCACAAUGCAGCGCGUCACGUUGACUUCCGGGUCGGUGACCAUCAGAGAGCAGCAACAGAAAGUGUCUCCAUGCCUCUGGAGGUCCGCUGGCCGUUCCCACGCUGCCCUGCUUUAGCAUGGAGAGUCUCCAGCUCAGUGAUUAUGGGUCUGGUGGGAUCCUACUCCUACUUCUGGACCAAGUACAUGAACGUUCUGACGGUUCACAAUCACGAGGUUCUGUUGGAGCUGAUCGACCAGCGGCCAUCGGACACGCCCCUCAUCACUCUGUCCAAUCACCAGUCCUGCAUGGACGACCCGCACCUCUGGGGUGUUCUGAAAUUCGGACAGCUGUGGAACUUCAACAAGAUGCGCUGGACUCCUACAGCUUCAGAUAUCUGCUUCACCAAAGAGCUUCACUCCAGGUUCUUCAGCAGAGGAAAAUGUGUUCCUGUGUGCAGAGGUGAUGGAGUUUAUCAGAAAGGAAUGGACUUCAUCCUGGAAAGAUUAAACAGAGGAGAGUGGGUCCACAUCUUUCCAGAAGGUAAAAUCAACAUGACUGAAGAGUUCCUGCGGCUGAAGUGGGGCGUCGGUCGGCUGAUAGCAGAGUGUUCCCUGAACCCCAUCAUCCUGCCGCUGUGGCACGUAGGUUUGAGCGACGUUCUGCCGAACGUGACGCCGUACAUCCCUCGGACUGGAAAGAGGAUCACCGUCCUGGUGGGGAAACCGUUCAGUGUGAAGGAGAUCGUUGAUUCGCUGCGAGCUGAGAACAAGAGUCAGAUGGAAAUGAGGAAGACUCUGACUGACUUCAUCCAGGACGAGUUCCAGAGUCUGAAGGUUCAGGCUGAAGUCCUCCACCGGCAGGUCCAGACCACAUCCUGAACCGCAGCCGUCCCCCUUCUGUCUGAGACUGGAUCCACCAGACCUGAACCAGAACCGCACCAGACCUGCACCAGACCUGCACCACCAGACCUGCACCAGACCUGAACCACCAGACCUGUACCAGACCUGCACCCGACCUGCACCAGACCUGAACCACCAGACCUGCAUCAGACCUGAACCACCAGACCUGCACCAUACCUGCACCACCAGACCUGCACCAGCCCUGAACCACCAGACCUGCACCAGACCUGCACCACCAGACCUGCACCACCAGACCUGCACCUGACCUGCACCAGACCUGCACCACCAGACCUGCACCAGACCUGAACCACCAGACCUGCACCAGACAUGCACCAGACCUGCACCAGACCUGAACCAGAGCUGCACCAGACCUGCACCACCAGACCUGCACCAGACCUGCACCAGACCUGCACCACCAGACCUGCACCAGACCUGCACCACCAGACCUGCACCAGACCUGCAACAGACCUGCACCAGACCUGCACCAGACCUGCACCAGACCUGCACCACCAAACCUGCACCAGACCUGCACCAGACCUGCACCAGGACCAGGACCUCCACCCAAGCCCGAUUAUGUGGUUCUGGUUUUAUUGAGUCUGGUCCUGGUCUUGGUCCUGGUCCAGGAGCACAGGUGCAUGAUGGGUAAUCUCAGCCAGUAUCCAUGGAAACGCAUCAGUGCCAACACAGGAAGUUCUGGACUGUUUCCAUAGCAACAGUCUGUCGUUCAGUAUCUGACCAAUCAGAUCAAUCGAUCGUUCAACGGCACAUUUGUUGAUUAGAAUGUUUAUUGAUCAGGUUGCAUCAAGCUGAUCAAUAACUUAUAAUACAGUGUUACACUGUAGAUGUUAUUAUUGAUCUAAUGGUAAUUGAUCUAAUGGUAAUUGAUCUAAUGGUAAUUGAUCUCUAAUGGUAAUUGAUCUAAUGGUAAUGGAUCUCUAAUGGUAAUUGAUCUAAUGGUAAUUGAUCUCUA